CGUUUCAAAGAAUAUCUCAACGGCGAACGCGUCAAGUAUAAACGUCUCGUCCGUUUGGGGAGUUGCGCGCGCGGUCAGCGGAGGCUCGCAAAGCCAGGCUAGUGUGUGAACAGCCCUUGAAGGGAGACAAGUUUUUCGAAUUGCUCUCGCGGUACUUUGAUACUUGCAUCAAGUCGAACAAUCUAUCGGAACGGACUUUGGCGGUUAUUGAUGACGUAGAGCGAAUACACGAGGACACAAGACCGCUUAAGAACACAUACCGAGAAACGGCCUAAAUCUACAGUAAACAACAUUUGGUCAACGUGGUCUGACUCCGCAAGCACGUGGACGACGUGAUUCAGUAACGUGAACUUACUUCAUAAAACUCGAACAUGCUGUUUUGACACCACGAUCGUUACAUUAGAUAUCUCAUUGAAUCAAAAUGUGAUUAUGUGGUAAAUAACUGUGUACGCCCUGUCGACAUAAAAGCCUAUAUGGGGAAAAAACGGACGACCAAACUCAACAAAUGUUGUGUCUGUUCUAAAAGUUAUGAUGAAAAGAAUUUGGACGCACAUGCGCAUAGUUACAAUCACCAUAAAGCAAUUCAAAAGAUCAAUGGCAGUAAACUGGUGGCCCAUAGAUGUUGGGCGUGUAAUGUGUCUGUUAUUGGACUAGAGGAGUACAAGGAGCAUAUUGCUAAAGAUGAACACAAACAAAAUCUGUUCAAACUCAAGGGCAAAAGACAAAUAAAGGUCAACCUUCCUGUGGAUUAUGAUACUAUGCUCGAUGCUGAGCUUAAAAACCUUUGCAACAAGGAGAGGCGUCAGCGAUGUUUUGUCUGUCGUCAUAGCUUCCUUGCGCGGGAAUUGGACAUACAUAAGCAUAGUUUUGUCCAUCAUUUGGAGAUUGAGAACUUAAAGGGCAGUGAACAGGUGCAUAAGUGCUGGGCCUGUGAUCUCUCUGUGACGGGUAUGCCUGAGUACAAGAAACAUAUUGGCACUGCAAAUCACAAAACCAAUAUGUCUAUUCUGACAAAGAGGAGAUCAGAUAAUGACAAAAGCGCCGUGGAUUAUAGAGAAGAGUUUGAUUAUGAGCUAAAAGCCCUUUGUGACCAAAGAGACCUACAAAAAAUGAAAAAGAAAGAGUUGCAAUUUUUGAAGUGGAUGAAUGCCAAAGCAGAAAAGCAGAAAGGAAAGCAGAAAGCACCACAAACAAAGUUAAUAAAGAACUUCCAGAUGAAGAACAUGAGUCAAAGUUUCGAGGUACCUGCCAAAGUCGGUGAGGAUUUCACAAGUGACAAGUUGCCAACACAAUGCAAGCUCUUCCAGUCUUUGGAAGACCAACAGAAAAUCUCAACUUCCAAACCUGAACCAACAACGCUUAAAAGGAGACAAGGGAGCAUAUUAGGGAUGGACAAUUUAAAUUGCACGCUUGUGAAAAGGCCUUGUCCUCCAUUAGAGAUUUCUGCUCAUGUCUCUGGAGAGCUUACGUAUGCUCCUGAACAAGGUCAGAGAGAGAUUUCCACUCGGACCAUUGGUAAACCAUUAGACUAUCAAGAUGUUGAUGUUUGUUCAGAAGAAAAUGUAGAAAGUCACAUGGAACGUGUGGUGAGACAGACCUGCAAAUCCUACCUUGAGAAAGAGCUCUUUAUAAAAGGGAGAACAAAAUUGGACAUGAAGCACAAGAAACAAGAACGAUCCACAGAAUAUGUGAGCAGUCUCAGCUCUCAUAAAAGCACUGGGGAGCCGUGCUCACGUGAUGCAUUUUACACUUUGAGAAACAGUCAAGAGGACCAGAUAUACACAAAAACACAGCAGGAGCAAUGCAUGUCCAGAAAACAUAUACAUGGACAAGAGGCAUCUGUCGCCUCCCCGUCAUCUGUAUCUUCACUGGCUGAAAAGAUUGCAAGAUUCCAUAGCCGGACUAAAGCAACCUGCAAUGUCAAUGUAUGCCAGACAUUAGAUGUUGGUGGAAAUGAUUCAUUUAGGACUGAUACUGAUACUUACAGAAAAAAAAAAAACGGAUAUAAUGCAGAAACAUCAGAAGAAAACGGAUAUAAUGCAGAAACAUCACAAGAGGACCUUGACGGUGUCGAAAUCAUUUCUUGCUACAGGAAAGAACAGGACAUUUCAAAUACUACUCAUCAGAAUCCUGAGACAACAUGUAGACAAAGUAAAGUGAAUAAGUUAAUGACGUUGUCUUCAAGAGAAGAGGAGCUCACCAACUCUUUAAGUAAUGUCGGUGACCAGCUGUUCCAGGCAUAUGCGACCCUGCAGACCGCUUACACGGAGGUUCAGAAUCUUCUAACAGCUAAACAACAGGUAACCUCAGAGAUGUCCUCCCUCAGGGCAAAGCGAAUACAACUCCUAAAGGACAUGAUUGAGUGAUGAAGAAUCCCAGCUAAUCCCAAACUUCUUGUUGUGACUGUUUUCAUCAUCUAACCUGAUGAUGCAACAAAUGGUGGGCCGGUCUGAAUUACAAACUGCUGUUUGAUGCAACACGAUCAAAAGUUUUAUGUAGUUUUAAAUAUAAAUACUUUUUGUCAGCAUGUUACUUCAGACUUCGCAGAAGGCUGUAAGACCGGUUUUAACUCUGCAUUUUUUAUUUAGUGUGGUCAGACCAGGAAGUGUAAAAAUUGAAUGAGGCAUUUAGAUGUUAUUUACAUUUGUUAUGGACAUGUUGAUUUCUUGUAGUCAUUAAUUGUUUUGUGCUUUAUGUGCUGCAUUGUACUGUUAUGACACAUGUCAAAUACUAAAAACAGGGCAAAACCAUUUAUUCAGUUGAUUUUAUUUUCAUGUUUGCAAACUAGCAAAAAUAAAUAUACGACUUGAUCUGCUUUGUUUACUGAACAUUUGUAACAUGACCAUAUUUCAUUGACAAUAAAAUGUCACAAAAAUGAGAA
Molecule: messenger RNA, 2881 nt
Organism: Triplophysa dalaica
Lineage: Eukaryota; Metazoa; Chordata; Actinopteri; Cypriniformes; Nemacheilidae
Gene: znf106b
Product: zinc finger protein 106b
Exons: 13
Coding region: 474-2366 (630 amino acids)
Cellular component (GO): cytosol; membrane
Molecular function (GO): SH3 domain binding; RNA binding
Source: RefSeq, a predicted model, not a curated record